GACAAAACCUCCCCGGUUUGACUGUGCGCGAGCAGAACGUGUGCGGCGGUAAUGGCUGCCAGGGAGAGUGAGGAAGACAACAAAUGAACCCCUGAGAAACGAUUCAAAGUGAGGACUAGGAUGGUAAGCAGCCAGCCGAAAUACGAGCUCAUCCAGGAGGUGGGGCGUGGCAGUUACGGCGUGGUCUAUGAGGCAGUAGUGAAGCGCACAGGGGCCCGGGUGGCAGUGAAGAAGAUCCGCUGCCACUCUCCGGAGAACGUGGAGCUGGCCCUGCGGGAGUUCUGGGCCCUCAGCAGCAUCCAAAGCCAGCAUCCAAACGUUAUCCACCUGGAGGAGUGCAUCCUGCAGCGGGACCAGCUCGCCCAGAGGAUGAACCAUGGUUCUAGCUCCCCGCUCUACCUGGAGCUGGUGGAGACGUCUCUUAAAGGCGAGAUCACAUUUGACCCGUGCUGUGCCUACUAUUUGUGGUUCGUCAUGGACUUCUGCGACGGGGGUGACAUGAACGCCUACCUGCUGUCCCGCAAGCCCAGUCGCAAGACCAACACCAGCUUCAUGCUGCAGCUGGGCAGCGCCCUGGCUUUCCUGCACCGUAACCAGAUCAUACACCGCGACCUCAAACCGGACAACAUCCUCAUCUCCCAGGCCUGCACGCCGACUGGAUCGUCUGAGCCCACCCUCAAAGUGGCAGAUUUUGGCCUGAGCAAGGUCUGCUCCACCUCCGGGCUCAACCCGGAGGAGCCAGCCAGCGUGAACAAGUGCUUCCUGUCCACAGCUUGUGGAACAGACUUCUACAUGGCCCCGGAGGUCUGGGAAGGCCACUACACGGCCAAGGCGGAUAUCUUUGCCCUGGGGGUGAUUAUCUGGGCCAUGGUGGAGCGCAUCACCUUUGUGGAUGUGGAGACUCAGAAGGAGCUGCUGGGGAGCUAUGUGCAGCAGGGCUCAGAGAUUGUACCCUUAGGGGAGGCCCUGUUAGAGAACCCAAAGAUGGAGCUGCUGAUCCCCGCCAGGAAAAAGAGCAUGAACAGCCACAUGAAGCAGCUGAUCAGGGAGAUGCUGUCGGCCAACCCUCAGGAACGGCCCGACGCCUUUGAACUGGAGCUCAGACUGGUCCGUAUUGCCUGCAGAGAGCUGGACUGGGACACGUGAUGGAUGGGCAAAGGCACCACAGACUCAGCCGAUCAAGCACAUAUACACAUCUCAUCAGCUACUGUUAACCUAGGUGGUCACAUAACAGGGGAUUGUUGCUUUUCAACUAGGGAACAAGAACUAGAAUAGUCAUUGUUUGUAUCAUGGCUUACACUUCAUCCACUUUCCAAGCACAUACAGUCCUCUACUAGCUUUGUCUUUAUAAUGAAGAGGAGAGGUGUGACACCCACUGCUGCUGCUGCUCAAAACUGCAGCUUAGUCUCAGGCUAAUCACAUCACGGCUUCCACUUCCUCCUCACAGAAUCACCCGAGCGUGAUGGAAGAGCAGAAUGACCCCAAAAGUCCUGGAGUCUAAUUAGAAGUGAAAGUCAAAGUGACGGCCCAACAGUUUGUCUACAGAUACCGUCUUGGACUCGGUGCUAAUUGUUACCAAAUGCAAUAUGAGACAUGAUCCUGUGAUUUUUACAGUGUGCAUUUAUCCAAAGGGCCAAUGUUAAAACACAGUCACCUCAGUGCGUAGAAUGUUUUGAAGCCGUUCGUGGCUUCAACAGAUCCUGACGCACAAACCGAUUCCUGCCUGGUCCCCACCACCACCAGCAUUAACAUGGACGUCCAGAUUUGAUUCUGUUUUGGCAUCAAAUGCAGAUAUGCCCUGAAUCCUCAGGUAAUAACAACAUACAGCAUGAUGGUAUUUGUAGACAAACAUCUACUAACAGGGUCUGCUUUGCUCUGUAGUCUUAGAGGGUAAAAGUACCAAACUUUGGUGCUUAAAGAUAACAGACUUUUUUUUUUUUUCGUUGGCUGUGUGGGCGGAGGACAUUUCAUAUCAUGAAGUGUCCGGCCUGCAGGUGCUUGUGGUUGGCGUUUUCUUCUUUCAGCCCAUUGCAAACUUCAAGAUAAGCGACUUGGUCCCAGACACACCCCUAACCAGUUCACUAGAAUGUAUAACAUGCAAGGCAGGUCACCUUUAUUUAUGCAGAGCUUUUUAAACACAAAAACACUCACACAGGAAGAGAGCCGAGAGGAUGAAUCUGGUUUUGGCACAACUUGAAUUCAUAUUCAGGCUUUGCUUAUUUUCAUGGUUGUGUCCAUUAUUGCUGUGGAUAUUAAUGACAACAUAGUUGUCACCAAGUUAAUCGACCCCCUCCCCUUAAUUUAUUGUUGCUAUGCCUCUUAAUGUAAAUAUUGUAGUAGGCAUGUGUUAUUUAAUUUGCAGUGACAAUGGUGGCAGAUUUACCACACGAAAUUCAUGGUAAGCUUAGAAACAUUUGGUCCUUUAUUUCAGACAGAAAUAGACAAGAGAAGUUUCUCACUUUUAGCAGGUGACCAUUGAAAUGACAGCAGAGAUUUUGUUAGCUGUACUGAGCUAAUGUUAGCUCACUGAUUAUUUGAUCUGGUAGAAAGCUGACUUGAUCCAAACCCUGUAAAAGACUCUUAAAAAUAUAUUUAGUGGCUUCCUGCAUGAUCAAAUUUUAACUCACUGCUGUGCAGUGAGUUUAAAAGGAAAAAAAAAAAGCUUGUAGGUCUCAGGUAAAAAAAAAAAUCACCAUCCUCAGCUGCUUAGGAUCCACAUGGAAGACAUGUGGAGCCUAUAUAUGCGUGGCCUUUAGAAGUAAGCACCGUGACCACCCACUGCAUUGGUCUGUGCAGCAGGUGGAAGAGAAAACAAAGGUGUUACCCACACUGUGUGUUGUAAACAUCCAUCAGAGGCAACAGGCUGCAUUCCUGGUACAGCAUUAGACUACUAUAAGUAGUCACUACGUGCACUACAUUUCCUCUGUGCAGUGAGGCGUUCUUACCAGUGUUUUUGUGUAAGGUCACUUUUAGUUUCACCUUCAAGUGGUUUAGAUAAUCUGGCUGAAGUGUUGACAUGUUUACAAGCUGUCUGAUGGGGUUUCUUGCCCCACUGGACUUUCUUGUAACAGCUUUACCACACCCUCCCCCCAGAGGGUGAAUACAGUGUUUUCACAGCCCAUAGAAAUAAUAAUGUCCACAACUAUGAAAAUAAAACCCAGGUUGUAAUAAACCAGAAUUAUCCAAUAAUAAUAAUAAGAAGAAGAAAAUCCAAACAACUGAGCACACUACAGUAAAGUAGUCCGGCCUCCUUCCUCACACACCGCAGAUGAAUCUACUUUUGACUGAGCUCCCUAUGUUGCCUAAACAUAUAUUUAACUAUCUGAGGUGUGAGCUGCUUGAAUUAAAGUAGCAGUGAUAUGAAUAUUCAUGUGUGUGUCCAUUCAGACAGGAGACCUGAACGAGCAAAAGGGGGGAGGGAUUUUAGCGAAAGCACUUUUUUUUUUUUUUUUUUUUUUUUUUAAAUUUUGUGAUUUAUAUUUAUUCCUAAUAACUACCUACUGCAUUAUAUGGAGGAGCUCUGUGAGGCUGGAUUGAGCGUGAUAACUGCUCUGGCAUUUGUUUAUCAGGCGAACACAAUGUCAGCCAACAGUCUACUUAUGCAUGCAGUGCCUCUCACCUUCAGGGAAGAAGCGAGAGAAGACACCAGCUCGCACAAUCCUCCAUGAGCCAGAGGAUCUCUUCUUUUUCUUUUCUUUUUCUUUUUUUUUUCCUUUGACACAUAAUACUGUUGUGUUUAACUUGAUCUCCUUUCACUGUGUCACUGCUCCUCGUUUCCUUGGGCUCUGGAUCUUACAGUAAUCCCUUUCUUCAUGCUUCCGACAGGCUAAUUCUAAGCCUAUUAAGUUGUUGCAGCACUUGGCAGAGGAUCAUGCUCGGGACCCCUUUUGCCUUUCAGGUCAUACAUAAUUUGUGCACUUUUGCAAAUUUGACAAAAAAAACCUGUAAAAGCAAACAAUCUUGGCUUCUUCGUUGCUCUCGGUCUGGCAGAAGAUCAAAUUCCUCCCGACUUGUUGCCAAACAUUUAUCUGAUAUAUGGCCUUGAAUUCUCCCCGUAGCUGUAAUAGUUUUAUUUCUUGUCAUGAUGCGAUCGAGAUUUGCCUUAUUUUCAGAAAUUCACUGCUUUCUUUUUGACACUAGAGUGGCCUCAUUGACACUGCACUCAAGCACAAAAUUGGCAGACGUUGUGCUUGAGCUUGCACCACAUUUCACCGACUCUCAGCGAGGUGCUUCGGUAUGAAUAGCAAUACCACAAAUCAGUAUUAAAAUGUCUGUCCCUGCUUACAGGACAUUUACGCUGCUUCGGACAAUGUUGCUUUGCUUGAAGAAUGUGGUAUUUGUGGCUUUCUGUACAUGAGCAGCAAAGUUCGGAAAGUAGGUCACCCAUAUCCUCAGAGCUCAAGCAGAGCAGAGGAUGAUGGGUAGAGUCAUUUCCGGCUAGAUUUCUUUCCUUUUACCCUUUUAGACGGGUGGGGGGGGAGGGGGGCAGACACUUGUUUUCCUGUGAGGUUUGCCAAACAAAUGCUCGGCCUGUGGUAUCAAGAGAUUUCACCCUUUGAUUUGUUGUAUUCAAUUCUUUUUGCACAUGUGUAAAUACUGUAUAGGAUCAACAGGGGAUGAAACAAGGUUGAUGUACAUUUGACUGGAUGUGCUCUGUUUUCAAGAGCCUGACAUGUUUGUAAAUUGCUGUGAUGGAUUCAGAUUUUCUUCAGCUCUUAAGCCAGUUUCAGUUUACUGCAAUCACUGAAAAGAUGUGACAUAUUUACAGGUUAAUACUGUUGGUGUGCUAGUGAUAAUUGUAUGUUUUACAUUGGCCUAUUGUUUGUGAAUUUUUUUUUUUUUUUUUUUUUGUGUAAGCAAAGCUGGUAUACAACUCGGGUCAACUCAGUCGUCCUUUCUGUCUGGUAUUGGACUAUUUGGACAGUCUCCUCUGGAAUUUGAGACAUCAAUCAAAGUUAACCACUUAGAUCUGAUCCAGGACCAUCGUACAGUGGACCACAGUGCAGCUCUGCUGUCCCCUGAGACUUUAACAUUUCAGUGUCUGAGUGGCUCAUAAUAAUCUGUCACAUUAAAAUAAGAACAUGUAGUGACAGUGGGGCAGGACAUGACAGAAAAGUCUCUUCCAUUACAUUUAAUACAAACCAUAUAAUACCAUAAAUGGUGCAGGAUGAUGCGGGAGUACUUGUUUGCUCACCCACUGGAGUGUUGUAUAGGAGUACUGUGCUCAGUGCUGCCACCAGUGGUCAGAAACUAUAUAAAGAAAACCAGCUGUGUCUUAUUUCCUUACUACAAACUAAUGCUACUUUCACAUCACAUGGGGUUUACAGCCUGCGUCAAAGGACAACUCACAACGGUUGUGCGAUUGUAGAGUUGGUUAAAAUUACUGUGCAUCGACAAUUUAACAUUAUCUAUUAAAUCUGAGCUAGUUCAUAUUGAACAAAGGAAUUCGGCUUCCAUGGGCCCCGUGUUUGUAUCAUGAUAAGUCUGACAUGGAUGAGGCAGAAUGUUUGGUGUUCACACUGGAGAAGUAACAAAAUCAAGUAGUGUCAAAAAUAAACUCAGUAUGCAUACAUAACACUUGAUUUUUGAGUGUGCUAUUGAUGAACACUAUGGCCCCACAAUGCACUGCUCAGAGGAAGUGGUGGAGGUGUUCACAGCUGGAAAGCGUUAAAAUAAACUGCCAGAAAUAAAGUAUUGCUGAAUCCUACAGUACUUCAGUAGUAUUAAUGUAGCACAGCUUCUGGCCACUAGUAGCAGCAGUAAACAAAGAAGACAUCUGUGCCAUCUUUCAGUGCUGCCUGUGAUGGAAAAGGUCUUUCUUCCUUAAUCACAUUCCCCUCACCUUACCGGUUGCCUAUCAUGUGCUCAGACACAGAGUUAGUGAGGUAGCAGUGCAGCACCACGAUGCACCCGUAUGAGAGUCCUGGAUCGGGGCGACUCUGAAAUGUCCUGUGUCAGAUGAAGAACACACUCUGAUCUGCUCUGAUCUGAACUCACAGCCAGGCCAAACUUCUGCUCUCACACUUUUGUAUGAACAAUUUCUUGCUCUUAUGUCAUUGUAAGAUAUUUUGAAGAGAUUAAAUGAAGUUUAUCAAAAGUGGUGUG
This is a messenger RNA of Toxotes jaculatrix (banded archerfish), 6105 nucleotides long. It is a transcript of the gene pdik1l, whose product is annotated as PDLIM1 interacting kinase 1 like. The record is from RefSeq and is a predicted model, not a curated record. Gene Ontology annotation, molecular function: ATP binding; protein serine/threonine kinase activity. Gene Ontology annotation, biological process: autophagy; positive regulation of autophagy; autophagosome organization. Gene Ontology annotation, cellular component: autophagosome; cytoplasm. The transcript is spliced from 3 exons. Bases 121 to 1146 code for a protein of 341 amino acids. NCBI's taxonomy places the organism in Eukaryota, Metazoa, Chordata, Actinopteri, Toxotidae.